ACUUCUUAAAGGGGGAAUUCGUUUCAUGACCCUUUGUGUGUUCACACUCCGUACUCCAUACGAGAGAACUAGAAGAAUUAUUAAGCUCAUUCCAGGAAGGAAGAUAUCAAGAUCCAUCGCAUUACUUAGCUGACUUCCUAAACUUUGAUUAAUAUACAACCGAAGGGGGCACACACUUCCAUUGCUCCAAAUCCCAAUUACCUUCUCUCAACUGAAAUACCCACAUCAAUCCAUAAUCCAAUCUUCAAUCGAUUGCUUCUGAGAUACCAAAUCCAGAAGCAUCAACCAAAGAUUCUUCAAGCAAAAAUCAGAAAUCGGUGUCUCAAUAGGUUAUGGGUUGUUUCUCUUUCUUCUUUCGCCGGAGUGCAGACCCACCAACUAGCCGGUUUUAUGAAUUCGAAGAUGAAUUAUCCGAAGUUCAGAACCUUAAACUCUACACCUACAAGGAACUAAGAUGUGCGACUGAUGAUUUCAGUCCCGCCAACAAGAUUGGGGAAGGUGGAUUUGGUCCCGUUUACAGGGGAAGACUAAGACAUGGGAAAGACGCUGCUAUAAAGGUUCUUUCUGCUGAAUCAAAACAAGGCGCAAGAGAGUUUUUAACCGAAAUCAAAUUGAUUUCUGAUAUCGAGCAUGAAAAUUUAGCCAAGCUUUGUGGAUGUUGCGUUGAGGGCAACCACAGGAUUUUAGUAUACGAUUAUCUUGAAAAUAACAGCCUGGCUCAGACCCUUCUUGGUAAUGGGCAUAGUUCUUUAGAGUUUAGUUGGCGAACAAGAAGUAAGAUAUGCAUAGGAAUUGCUAAAGGCCUUGCUUUUUUACAUGAGGAAGUGCGCCCACAUAUUGUUCAUAGGGAUAUUAAAGCAAGCAAUAUUCUUCUUGAUAAAGAUUUAACACCCAAGAUUUCGGAUUUUGGUCUUGCAAAACUCAUCCCUGCAAACAUGACACAUGUCAGUACGCGUGUGGCUGGAACAAUUGGUUAUUUGGCACCAGAAUAUGCAAUUCGAGGCCAGUUGACACGUAGAGCUGAUGUUUAUAGUUUUGGUGUACUUCUUGUUGAAAUUGUCAGUGGGAGAUGCAACACAAACUCACUAUUGCCAAUCGAAGAACAAUUUAUUCUUGAAAGGACGUGGGAUCUUUAUGAAAAAAACGAAUUGAUAGAGCUUAUAGACGCGGAAUUAAACGGUGAUUUUGAUGUAGAAGAGGCAUGUAAAUAUUUAAAAAUCGGUCUUUUAUGCACCCAAGAUAAUCCAAAGCUUCGACCCGUGAUGUCAACCGUGGUCAAAAUGUUAUCUGGUGAGAUGGAAAUUGAUGAGGGAAAGAUUACAAAACCGGGUCUUAUUUCAGAUUUCAUGGAUCUCAAGGUCAGAAGCACCCCAAACAAGACUGCAAAUCAUGAUCCUAAAAAGAACAUAUUCAAUACUACUACUACAUCUUCAGGUUCUGAUAAUGCAGAACAUUCGUUAUUAACAUCAAAUAAUACAUCACAAUCGACUAUGACCUUUACAGAUGUGUGGGAUCGGGCUAAUUGACACAAGCUCAUUGAAGAAUUCGCAUGUUUCUUUUCUCUUUUUUGUUUUUGAAAAACUUGAUCUUUUUGGAGGUUAGGGCGAGGGGUUGGAGGUAUAUAUGGUUUGUAAAUUUGUAUAUUUUUGUCUUUAUGCAAUUCUUCGAAGAUGGGUUUUCUGUAAAGGUUUCUUUUUUGGUUUAGAUGGAAAGAUUAGUAGAGAUUUGGAGA
Lactuca sativa (garden lettuce) is the source of this 1732-nucleotide messenger RNA. RefSeq names its product Protein kinase superfamily protein. Gene Ontology annotation, biological process: protein phosphorylation. The record is from RefSeq and is a predicted model, not a curated record. Gene Ontology annotation, molecular function: protein kinase activity; ATP binding. NCBI's taxonomy places the organism in Eukaryota, Viridiplantae, Streptophyta, Magnoliopsida, Asterales, Asteraceae.